CACACACAAACACACACACACACACAUUUAAACAGAUCUUUGCUUGACAUGCCGGGCUGCAGAUCAUAAAGAGGAAACCAGAGGAAGCACAGAGGAGUCCCGGUGCGCAACCGACUCUCGUCAGCCAUGGGCGUUUUAAUGUCCAAGAAGCAGCAGGUGGAAAAGUGCAGCGUAGUGGUCUCAGCGUUCCGUGAUGGUUUAAAGAACCAACCGAGUAACGUCCAGGUCCAAAACACCUCCGAAAGCAAAGACGAGGCUCAGACACAGCCGGAGACCGAUGAGUCCGGUCAAAAGGAAGAGGAAAGGAAACCUGGACCUUCCACUUCUCUGCCCAGAGAGGAGAAUAAAGCCAAUCAAGAGGCCUGGAACCGUUUACGCGAUGGCAAAGGUGUGGAACCGGAAGAUUUUAAAAAGUCUCAUCAGCUCACGCCGCCAGCGUACGUAAGGCCGAAGAGGCAGCCGAACGACGAUCAGCCCCUGCAGAUCGACCUCAAUAAGAGAGAGGAGCCGGUGAACGACGAGAUGUGUGACGUGUGUGAGGUGUGGACGGCGGACGAUCUGUUUCCGUGUCGGACGUGCACGCGGGUGUUUCAUGACGGCUGUCUGAGAGAAAUCGGAUACCUCCGUGAAGACACGGUGCAGGAGAUGAGGGAGACGGCUCACACCACCACCGGCUGGAGCUGCUACUACUGUGACAAUGUGAACCUGCUCCUGACUGAAGAAGAGAUGUACAGCCUGAUGGAGACCUUCAAACAGUGCAAGAUCAUCCCAGAAUCGUGCCUGGUGUCGGACGAGCUGCUGCAGUACCGGCAUUUUGUGUCCAAACAGCUGUUUGAGAAGGACUUGACGGACGAGCAGGAAGAGGAAGUGCUGGCUCAGUUCGCUGCUCUCGACCCGGAGAAAAAGGGACAGAUUGAGUGGUCGGAUUUCCUGUAUCAUGAGACUCUGUCGGUGUUGCAGAAGUUUCGGACUGAGAACUCGCUGGUGCGCCUGCUAACUGCUAAAGAGCGAGACCGGGCGCGUGCCCUCUUCCAGAGUCUGGACCAGGACAAAGAUGGUGCCAUCACAGCUGGAGAGAGUCGGCGAGCGCAGACCUCCUGGUUCCACAAGCACAGCAAAGAGCCGCAGUCCUGCAGUGUCAGACUUGUGGGAUUGUGUUCGCCUAUAAUGAAUGCAGGUAUCAGCCACGUGGGACCAAUAUCAGAGAGCAGCCCGGCCAGCUCGAGCAGUGACCGGAGCCGAGAAAGGGCCAUGGAGAAAUAUGACAACAGGCCUGUGACGUGGGACGGGUUCCUGAGGGAGAGCGCCAUCUACAUCCUGGCUGCUCGACCCAACAGCGCUGCCAUGCACAUCCAGCUGCCCCUUUAAUCACCCAGAGACCCAGGCUGGGGUCUGUAGGAGGGCGCUGUAGUGCCCCCUGGCUCCAGACAGUCAGCAUCGAGGAGGUGUGGCAUCGAUCCUGGCGUUAAAAAGGACCAAAUGACUAAAUACAAGACAAGACUCAGAGACCGUAUAAGCCAUGGGCAUAACCUCCUGUCAAUCUGAAUACUGAUAUUACUUCAAUACGCGCAAAAAUACUUUAGGGAUUUUGUCAGAUCUGUCCUGCUGAUAAGUAACUCUGCUGUUAGAGGGAGGUUGGAGGUUUUUGGUCGGAGUACAGGUAGCUACUUACGGAAGGAACACUGCCAUUAACUGUAUACAUAGAAAAGCUGCAGUAUUUAACCCUACAGUGUUAGUCAGGUGAUCCAGAAACGUGGGUUCACAGUGUUUAAAACCAUCGUAACAACAAUUACAGUUACAUCUGUAAGAUAAAUGUAUUCAUGCUGGUCUUGAUAUUGCACCGAUUACUGCAACUGUUCAUUUUCUGUGACUGAAUGAAUGGGACGAGGUGCAGAAUGUUCUAGAAUGUCAUAUAACUGUAGGCUGGUGACUUCUUUGUUCCUAUAUACACCAAUGAGGCAUAACAUUAUGACCACCUUUCUGUUUCUUAAUAUUGUAUUGCUGCCAAA
Molecule: messenger RNA, 2009 nt
Organism: Trichomycterus rosablanca
Lineage: Eukaryota; Metazoa; Chordata; Actinopteri; Siluriformes; Trichomycteridae
Gene: phf24
Product: PHD finger protein 24
Exons: 9
Coding region: 127-1368 (413 amino acids)
Cellular component (GO): cytoplasm; nucleus
Molecular function (GO): calcium ion binding; transcription corepressor activity
Source: RefSeq, a predicted model, not a curated record